AUGGCUUCCUCUGCUGCAUCAACUUCUGCGAUCACGUCCACCCUUUCACCUAUAAUGGCCACUGCAACAUCCACCCAAACCGCUCAUCUACUAACGACCAAUGCUACGGUUUGCAUUGUAAAAGAUGGGGAUGAUACCUUCAUUCCUAUUCCAGGCAUGGAAGAGGCGAGUCUCAAGAUUUUCGAGUCUCAAGAUUUUCCAGUCUCAGGUAGGUUUAGUGUCGCAUUUGAUCCCCUUGAUGGGUCCAACAUUGUGGACACAAACUUCACAGUAGGCACCAUCUUUGGCGUGUGGCUUGGAGAUAAGUUGACUAGGAUCACAGGAAGAAAUCAAGUUGUUGCAGCCAAGGGAUUUUGGGUCCUAGAACCAUGUAUGUGCUUGCUCUUAAGGACUUCCCGGACACCCAUGAAUUUCUUCUACUUGAUGAAGGUCAGGUUUAUGCCGUAA
Molecule: messenger RNA, 447 nt
Organism: Cajanus cajan (pigeon pea)
Lineage: Eukaryota; Viridiplantae; Streptophyta; Magnoliopsida; Fabales; Fabaceae
Source: RefSeq, a predicted model, not a curated record